AUGGCAUCUUUUUCAGAUGAGCACGGUAACCGUUAUCCGGGCACCAUCCCUCCUGCGGACUUAAGGAUUGGCAGGGGUACACGCCUGAACAAUGACCCUGUGAUUGAGGCCCUGAAGGAGUACAAAUUGGAAUGGGAGCAGUACACUGUGGCCAUCCCUGGGUUUGGGGCCUUCCCCGCCCCUCCUCGCGAGCAGCCACAGCCGGGAAUUCGACCUGAAGGGUAUGCAGUGCGCUUUGGGGUUCCCCCUAAUGCGCAGGCGUUUCACCAGGCAGGACCGGGUCAGGCUGACGUCAGACCCCCCCCGGUUCAGAUCCCGCCGAACUACGGGUUUGGGGUAAACCUUGAACAAACCCCGGCUGCCCUGCCUGCACAGACGCCGGCAAUGAGAAUCUUGCAAGGGGGUUUGAAUAACCCCUAUCAUCCUGCAUCCACUGCCAGGUUGGAGAAGACGAUUCGACAGUUGGUGUCUAAGGGGACUCUGGAGUCUCAUUUGACGUCCGUCCUGAGAGAGAUCAACCCGAAGCUGACCGCAUGGCACACCAAGGCGACCUACCUCUUCGACAUCUACCAGGAGUCGGAUUCUCAAGUGGCACAUCUGAUGUCAGCGGUUUACCUAUACGCCACGCGACUCAACUACGUCUCGCCGGAUUUGGAGUGGCUCUCCAACGCUUUCGUGGCGGAGAGAAAGAUGAAAAUCGAGCAGGCAGGGGACAGCACGACCUGGACGGCGGAGACGCGGGCGACUUUGGAAGCGGACAUCCGCCAUGCCUUCUUUGAUAGCAAGGCAAAGGCGGACACACUGCUGGGGAAGGGUGUAGUCCGCCCCCUCUUCGACCCUGACAAGCCGCCCAGGAGAAACAACGUCAGCUACCAGGGCGCAUGGAACGCUCCGCCUCCGGGCGGAAGACCAAACUUCGGAGGCGGAACGGGCGGCGGCCGCGGAAGGUUCGUGUGA
This is a messenger RNA of Klebsormidium nitens, 957 nucleotides long. Lineage: Eukaryota; Viridiplantae; Streptophyta; Klebsormidiophyceae; Klebsormidiales; Klebsormidiaceae. The record is from the annotation of a GenBank genome assembly.